AUGACAAGGACAGAUAUUGACAGAUGCGGUCAAGGAUUAGCAAAGACAUAUGAGACAUUGGCCUUACGGAGUUGUUUAAGGUGGAUAGAUAAGGACUAUUGCGUUACUGUGAAAAAUGGGCAGCGAGAUGGCGUAACAUUGUUUCCCAUGAGCGGACCCUACGGCCUUCGGCCUGUCGCCUUGACAGUGGUGUUGCUGCUGACAGUCGCCGAGGCCAUCGUCGCGGUCCAACCAGGCGACUUACUCAAACAUAGUGCAAGGACUAUUCACAGCAUCUCAAAUAAUGUCGGAUCAUUCGGCAGAGGCGCGUCAAAUGCCGGCGGGCAGCCGUCAUCAGGCGAUGAAGGCCUUCAGGCCGCCUUCAAUUACACCGCGCUCGAGUGCAGCCGAUACGAAAUCACCUACUCUCAAAUUGAACGCGACCUGGAAAUCCACCGCAAGCUGGGCGGCGUCUCGUUGGAAUCCACGCGCUACUUUUCUGCUCGAUACGGCGGCACCGCCAUGCGCGGAGCCACUGUUGGUUUCUUCGGCGGUCGUGCCUUCCUGUUGAGCCCCACAAACGCCUCAGAUCUAGUAGGGGGUCUCGGCCAUCACGGCCACCUCCAUGUUGCCUAUUUAAGAAUGCUGCUGCACGUGGAAGGUUACUUCGGAACGGCCAUACCUGAUGUGGUGUUCGUGCUCACAACCUCAGACACACCCCGAUAUGUCUCACCGCUGGUAGUUAACUCAAGCAGCCCGCGGUCCGAAUGGCCAAAGUACGGCUCAGAGCUCGUACCAGGGCCGUACCCCGUGUGCGGCAUCGGCAAGAGUGACUUUUUCCCUGACCUGCUGCUGGUUCCCAACUUCCAUUUCCACAUGAAACUGUACGACAAGGCGCUCUUGUCCAACCUUCCCAAAUUUGAUGAGAUGCCGUGGAAGGAGCGCAAGCCCGUACUGUUCGGCCGCUUCAGCAUAUCCUCUCGCCUGGAGCAGCUCCUUCCCAUGGGCAGUUUGGUGUUCAAGCAGACAUCUGGCUACUACGCGUAUUACUACAGGAGCCUUCUGAAACAUCGGGUAAACAUUAUCGAGUUCUGGCGGGAUCGUGACGGCGACGGUGACGGCGGCGGGGGCCCCGAGGACGUGUUCACGGAGCUGGACUGGGCGGCUGCGAACGACGAGGCUGCGGCUGCGAUAGCGGCUGAGGGGCAACGCAUUGCGGCCACCUACCUGACGGGGAAUGGCAGGACGUGCUACUGGUACAGCUAUUUUGCGAUGAUUAGCUAUAGCGAGGAUGCGAUUGUUACAGUGGACCCCGAACGGGUCGAGUGCAGCGCCCAUAGGAACGCCUCCCGCACAACACUGUGGGCCUUAUUCAAAAAGAACUCGGCCAGGCCGUACUAACUUCACUGGACACACGGCCUCAGUUAGUACGCUUAAACAAAAAAUUGAGGCUCCGACGUGCGCCCUCAAACUUCGUCAUUGUAUAUCGGUAAACGGCAAGCAACCAUGUCUGCGUCAUUGACAUAUAAGAAAGGGUGAUUGUGAGGUACAUGAUCCCAAUGUUUUGGCAAGUAAUCCCGUGCCGCAAAAGCAGUUAAACGGGCCCAAAAGUCAGAGAUAACCUCGUAUGUAAUGCGGUUAAGCGAUGGCGUUGAUAUAGGCAUGUUGGUCUGGAGACCUUCCUUAAACAACAAACGGCGACCGAGAUUGAGUGAGCUGAUGGCCGCGAGGCAUACAACCUCCCAUACACACGAACAAAUCCAGGUUGGUGGAAUGCCCAACCACAGGUUAGCCCGGUUGAAAAGGUCAGGGAACUCAAGUUCGUUUUGCAGAGCUUCACGAAGAGCCAACGCGACAGUACAAUCCCAGAAAUGAUGCCGACGAUCCCCACAAAGCAUGCGUACACCACAGGGGCACAUAGCAGCCGGGAUACCUCUUUGACGUGCGCC
Messenger RNA from Volvox carteri f. nagariensis, 1928 nucleotides. RefSeq lists its product as uncharacterized. Bases 1 to 1380 code for a protein of 459 amino acids. NCBI's taxonomy places the organism in Eukaryota, Viridiplantae, Chlorophyta, Chlorophyceae, Chlamydomonadales, Volvocaceae. The record is from RefSeq and is a predicted model, not a curated record. The transcript has 8 exons.